Messenger RNA from Labeo rohita (rohu), 1310 nucleotides. RefSeq names its product protein FAM83A (gene sack1a). Gene Ontology annotation, biological process: epidermal growth factor receptor signaling pathway. Bases 22 to 1302 code for a protein of 426 amino acids. The transcript has 4 exons. NCBI's taxonomy places the organism in Eukaryota, Metazoa, Chordata, Actinopteri, Cypriniformes, Cyprinidae. The record is from RefSeq and is a predicted model, not a curated record.
CAUCUGUCAGCUGCAGACAACAUGAACCUUGUAAGUAAUGGACUGUCGGUGCAGUGUUACUUGAUGCCAAAGCUGAUGGGAAAAAUGAGAAGAAGAGUUCAGGAGAUAAGAAGCCCAAACGCUUUGUUGUCUCCAGUGGGUCUGAGUUACAAUGAGAGCACACGACUGGCUAUGGAUGCUCUCUUGGACAGAGGGAUUGAUGGAUACCAGGAAGUGUUGGUCAAAGAGAAUGAAGCAAACUUUCUGUCAGCGGAGGAGAAAGCGUACAUCUUGAACAACAUUAAAAAGCCUCUCGCUGAGAAUGAAGAGGCGGACAGGGAUGAAGAGAUGUCUAGUUCUCCAUCAGUUUCUUCCGAGACGUACUUUCCUGUGGUCACAGAGAGCGAGGCUCCAGUUCUUGACUACGGCUGGCCAGUGGCUGACUGGAGUUACCAUCUGCAAGGAAUGCCUAGUGUGGAAGUGUUUUUCCACUCAAUGAAAUCGUUUUCCUUGAAAGACGUGCUGCGGGAACUCAUCAGGCAAGCAACUACAGUUCUGGCGAUAGUUAUGGACACCUUCAGUGAUGUGGAGAUUUUCUGUGACAUACUGGAGGCGUCAAGAAAGCGCAAUGUAUACGUCUAUCUUCUUCUGGACCAUACCAAUUUACAGCUGUUUCAGGAUAUGUGUGAAAAUGUAAAAAUCAACAAAUCACACCUUGGUAGAAUGUCCAUUCGUAGCGUUCAAGGACAAACAUACUGUGCCAAAUCAGGGAGAAAGUUCACUGGACAGACAAAGGAAAAGUUCAUCAUUGUGGACUGCACAAAAGUGCUGGUUGGGACAUACAGUCUCACCUGGCUGUCCUGGCAGGUUCACAGAAGCUUGGCCGUACUCUUCAAAGGCAGCGGGGUUAAACCAUUCGACCUGGAGUUUCGCAGACUCUAUGCUAUUUCUAAACCAGUCCCAGGAUUUAUCUGCCACACAUCAGAUCUGGGAGAUCUCUGCCUACCCUUUGAGAAACUCCAGAUCCCAAUGUGCCCAGCAGGAACUGCUAGAAAUACUGCCAACCACCUACCACAGAAACCUUGCAAACCCAGGAACCAGAGUUUCCUAACAACUCCUGCCUUGGUCAGGCAAACAACCUAUCCAAAUGCCACCAAUGGACUGCAAAGAUCUCAAUGGCUUCCACGGAGGAGCACGAUCCAUCACACCAUUGCUGGUCAACCCCCUCUUUUCAAAGAUUAUAAUAUGAGGAGCCAAACUUGGCGUCCAGUACAAGGCAAUCACAUCAACAAGAGCGCUCCUGCAACUUCCCACUGGUCCUAGAGCAGGUU